Messenger RNA from Caenorhabditis auriculariae, 6792 nucleotides. The record is from the annotation of a GenBank genome assembly. NCBI's taxonomy places the organism in Eukaryota, Metazoa, Nematoda, Chromadorea, Rhabditida, Rhabditidae.
AUGAUCAGACCGAUAGCUCGAAGGUUUUCAGUCCUCCUCCUCAUUCUUACCAUAUUAUCUGAAUAUCCCUUUUUAUUGAACUUUUAUUAGGUCCUUAAUCGUGAGUAGUAGUUCUAUUGUAUGUUUUAUACUGUCAAGCUUCAAAUGUUGAUCAGAUCUCAAAAGAUCACGAUAAUUGUCAAGCUUCAAAUGUUGAUCAGAUCUCAAAAGCUUCAAAUGUUGAUCAGAUCUCAAAAGAUCACGAUAAUUCCUUUCCCAAUUAUUUUGAAUUAUUUUCUUCCAAUUGAUGGGUGCCUUUGUAAAAUUGAAUCAGUCAGGUUUGAACGGAAAUAUUUCCUCAGAACGGUAAAUACUCUUAUCUGAACCGGGUGGAAAGAUUUCUUAACUUCUUGAUCAUUUCAAUAGUCCCUACAGUUUCAGGACGUGGCCAAGGUGAAAGACCUGGGAGUCUCUCUCCACGACUUCACCGCCUACUAUCCGAGUUCCCUGGACACUGUUUCGGCGUCGCUUCGACCGCUCGCCGACUCUUCCGGUGCAGGUAUAAAUUUCUGAUGCUAAUCAUAUUCUCGUCUUCAAGCUUCUCAUUUCAACCAAAUAUCUCUCCUCAGUCUUCAAAAUAGUGGAUAUAAUAAUGAAUCAGCUGAAUUGAAGCGGUUCAGCAGUGAAUUUUUGACUCAUUUUAGCAAUGAUGAAUCUUUUCUGAUGACUUUUCUGUUCAUGACUUUUGGAUGCAUGAACGAAAAAGUGGAGAACAGUUACGAAGUUUUAGAUCUUCCACCAAAUUAAAUCGGUUCAAAAAGCUUGGCACUUUAACAGACCAGAAGCAAUCGAAUCUGGAAUCUCAGCCUUUCAAGGCCAUCUUUUUUGAAAUCGAUGCGAAAAUUUGUUAUUAUUUCUGAGAGAUCAAUCUACCUCGACCCCGAAAAUCUAGGAAGGCUUCUUCGAGAUAUUCAUUCUUCGAAAUGAAGACGAACUAAGCAAGAAAGUCGAAAAGCGUACCUGGUGACACCGGAAGACAUGCUGUCGAAGCCAUGGCUCCUCCAGAAACCAGCCGCCGUCGAGGAAAAUUUCCAACCGAAAUGUGGCUUCAGAGCGGCAGGCGACGACGGCAAAAUUGCAUCACGGAAUAUAUCUGAUUUGUCAUAUUCGAUUCCCAAACUCAAUACUCGGCGUGGAGGCACUUCGGAAUAAAAUCAUCGUGUCCGUCGUCGCUUCUGCAGCACCGCCGAUGAUCAUAUUUUGCAAGAAUUCCACUCGGCUGCCACUUACGGUCGACAUGAAAAAGCCCCCGCUGAGGCUUCGAGUGCCGCGUCUCCAUGUCAUCCCAAUAUGUCGUUUUUUGUCUUCUGUAAUAAGCGUAUCGUGUUAGGUAGACCGACACUUGAUCUCUUGAGGAUGUGUGUGACGCCAUUUGAAGUGCUUCUCAUUAAAAAUCAUCCUGUAAAUCAUUCGAGCCCAGUUCGAUCAAGCUUUAAUUUUGUAGAGAAAGUCCUUCAUAGCCUGUGGUUUGAGAGAUCUUCAACUAACUUCAAUGUUAAAGAUCAAUUUGGAUGUACAGCUGUCUCAGAAAAGUUUCUCUAUUUAUGAGUUUAUUUUUCCUUCAUAAACGAGAUCGCUCAAAAUUUCUGUUUGCGGAAAAUUCAAUCCAGCUCUCCCAAUCUUUAUUUACUGUUCAAGUUUACAGUAAAUUCCAAAAAAAAACCACGAAGAAAAAGUUUCAUCUAUGAUUGAUCAGUAGUAUAAGUUGAUAAAUUGCUUCUGAGAAUUCAUAAAAAUCUUUUGAUUUAAUGGCUAAAAAAAUUCGAUUUUUCAUUUUACUUUGAUUCAAUUUUUUUAAUUUUUUUCUCGUCAAAUUUAGAUUUUGACUUGAAAAAUUUCGAAAACCCUUUCUUCCAAAUUGACUUAAUUUCAUUGCUUUCUGCCUCAAAUUCAUGUUUUCCACUGUCCUCACCUGUUCAUUGAUGAAAUAGUCUCGAGAAACAUUGAGGGCAGUUUUCAAUUGCAAUUUGUUGUCAUAAUCGGUGGAGAGCCUCCUGGCGACGUCCCCAAAUGCGCUAAUCCCUCUUAGAGGCUCGCAUCUGCCACCAGUUGAAAACCUCUUUCACUCACUUCUUCUCGACACUUUCAACAGAGAACAGUUCAAUCGGUUGAGCUUGCAGAUGGCGCCUUCAAGAAGAUCAAGGCGGAAAGCGUCGGCGUCUUCGGUUCCUCGCUCGCCGGAAUCGCCUCCACUCCGGCCAGGUGCUUAUUCAAGGGGAAAACUCGAAGUUUUGUAGUCUGACGCAUGAAAUGUUCAAGGGCUGGAAGGGCGUAGAAAAAGAAACUGAUAACACUUCAUCCAUAGAGACUUUCGUUGUUCGAAAAAUUCUGAUUCCGUAAACGACGUCCAUUUGGCAAGUUCCCAACUCUCACUAUUCAAAAUUAUCAGAUUCACGAUUAUAACGAACAAAUCCUGAGCAUACGUGGGCAAGUAAAGAACCCCUAAUAGUCCUGGAGGGGAAACUGAUUUGAAAGCAUUUCAAAAAACAUGCAAUAAAAAUUUUAUUCGACCUCGUUGAGGUAAUUUUGUAAGAGAAAUAAAGAUAAUUUUUAACCUCAAGACGUACUACUCAAUUUAACUUAUGAAUACUCGAGAGGAGGUAUUGGUGGCCUUUAAACAUAGUCUGCCCAUGUAUGAUUCUGAGAUUGCUAUCGGAAUUUUAGAAAAAUAAACAGGAUCACCAUUGAAAAUGAUCCAUUUCAUGUGUUCUUGUAAAAUCCUCACUUUCAAAGUUGUUGCGAAAUAAUGACCGUAUCAGAAGACGUCACCGCACGACCUUCACCCAGGAACAACUGGCAGAGCUCGACGCCGCCUUCCAGAAGAGCCACUAUCCAGACAUCUACGUCAGAGAGGAGCUCGCCCGGAUAACGAAACUCAACGAGGCUCGGAUCCAGGUAGGCCAUCCCACUUUUGGUCGACUGCAGGUGUAGCUUACAUCGGUUGCGCAAAUGAUAUGUUAGCGUUGAUCCGUUUUCCGGUCAGUCUUAAUCUUGAUCGCUCCACCGCACAAUCUUGAGUCAACCCGUCUAAUUGACACUUACGGGAGCCACUCGGCGCCAAUUUGUCGCUUCCUUCCUUCCGGAACGAUUGUUCCCCUCGUUUUCUUUCUCAUUAUCAGGAAAUUGAAGUACGUAGUGGUAUCUUGAAAGUCUCAAGGCUCUUUAAAACUUUCUCAAUAAAAAUCAGAGAUUCGGUAUCUUGAUGAUCUUUUGCCUCUGGCCGAGAAAAUUUCAAAAAUUUUUUCAAUCUGUUCUUGGUUGAUUUUCUAAAUUCUUUUUAGACUAAUAGAUAUAUUAAAUGUGACGAUCUAUUAACAAACUCAUGUCAAAUCAAACUUGUAAGUCAUCCUAAUUAUUGAUUUUCUUUUAUUUCCUUAAUCAUUAUCAAACUUAGAAACCUGAGAGCUUGAACUAAAUCUAGCCGAAUGAGUUUCUCAGCAAGCUUGAAUUUUCUCACUAGCUCAAUUUUGAAAGGCGAACGUAAAGUUAAUGUUUUUAGAAAGUGUCCAAUUUUCAAUUUCGUGGUUCAGUUUAGUAACAACUCAAGUCAAAAAAAUACAGAAAAUAACCGCAAAGUAUUUGAGUAGAGGAAAUCUCUCAUGUUCCUCAGCCUUUCUCAUGUCAAUCGGAGCAACAACAACUCGAGUGACUUUUGUGUGGAGAUUAGCUCCUUGGCGAGCACUUGGGGACAAUGGCUGACGGUGAAGAAGGCGGACAGAAGUUGGGGCCGAGUGACAGCUGCGGAGUUGGUCGAGUCAGCCGCGACGACGACGACCGCCACACUCCCGGGUCAGCGCCAUGUGCGCUAAUUUCUGUUUACUAUUCCAUGGAGCGUUAAUUGGCGUGUUCAUACGCAUCAUCAUGCGAGAAAAAUGCGCGAACAAAUGCGUCAGUUGGUACUGUCUUCGCUGCGACAGCCGGUUGCGGAGUUGUCUCUGAGAAGGAGGGGAAUUCCCGAAUUUUCGAAAAAAAGACAAUUUUUAUCAGUGUGAUUUUCUGAAGUUAAAAACUGAAAAUACUUUUCUGGAAGAUAUAAUGGCCUUGAAAGUUUUUUUGUAAGCCCUAUCACCUUUUGUUUGAUUUUUUUUCUCCACUUUUUUUAAAUUAAAAAAAUGAUGAUUAAAUUUAUCCAAUCAGAAAUUUUCCAUAAGAUGGAAUAAGCUUGAAAAUUUUUUUAAAAAAAUUCAAAAAAAUUCAGGUACUUAGAACUCAUGAACCAUCCAUUGUUAAGCUUCUCCUUACGGUUCUGAGAGUCUUCUUUGAAUUGCGCUAGACUCAGUAAUUUAUUUUCCUAAGAGAUGUGAAUAAAGUUGAAACUGUAGUAGCAUAAUAACCAAAAAAAUUUUUCUGUUUUUUGUUGCUUUAAUAAAGAAUAAAUUCUCAUCAUUGAUAAGGAAAUCAGGUGUUCGAGCAUUCGCUUCAACAUUCCCAGAAAGGGAAGUAAGAAUUCCGUAAGAAAAAAAGAGUGAGCUUUAUUUUUUUUUUUUCGUCACCGUGGUGCUCAAAGCCGCAUUGUCGUGAUUAUGCGUGGCCGGAAAGGCGCGAGCUACCGUAUGCCUCAGCGGCUCCUUCUUCACUCAUUCCGAGCCUAACCGCCAAAUUCGAUUACGCUCUAUCGGCUCAUUUCGAGCGCAGUUCUGCCCCGGAGCGCGUAUGCUUCUAAGUAGCACACACACGCAUGUCUACCGUAAUCCAAUUUGCUCUGGAGCACGGCGAUCGUCUCUCGGCUGAGGUGCCGCCGAAUUAAAGACUGAUUGCCCAGGUGUGAAUGUUAACCAGAUCAAGAUAGUCUUGUCUGGAGUUUUCGCAUGGAGGAGAUCAUGUAUUCCAUCUUCAAAGCUUAUUUCUUGACUUCUUUUUCCAUCGAGACAACCGAAAAAAGAAGAUGAAAUUUUGUUGGAAUCCAAUCUGUACUCUAAAGGUUAAAAAAAACUUCAUAGAGAUUCGAAACUUCAAUUUUUCCAAUCUCUCAUAGUUUCCGUUGAGUCCUGGAAUGAACCACAAAUAAUGAAAAUUCUCCUAAAAUUGAAAAGUAUGGUCAUAUUUUCAGGGCUAAUUGUGUAAUAUUCAAAUAUUUUACUAGCUUCUGCGGGUUGGGGUACUAUCUUUGAAUCAUACUCUGCUCGAAACGAUCUGAUUUUCUAAUCUAAUCACAUCGCAGGCUCUGAAAACUACACGGCAAUUUCAUCGUGCCAGCUUUGAAAAAAAAAGUUUUUGAACCUGUCGCUAUAAUAACUAUUUUGAGAGCGUAUAACUGAUUCCAUAACGAGAUGCCGUCAUAUGAAAACGGCGCUAACUGCAUUUGGCUCACCCUGAUUGAAUUCGCUGUUACUCGGAACUGAUUUAGCCGUUUGCAGGUGUGGUUCCAAAACAGACGCGCCAAGCACCGGAAACAGGAGAAGCAGUUGAACAAGGUAAAUCGGAACGGGAGAUGAAGUGGCAACUUGGGGGAUUUUAGACGAUCAACCCGCAGCACGCUUUCCUUACAAAUCAGGCCGCCGGGAACCUCAUGCGCCAAGGGAUGUACUCCUCAGCUUUGAAUCGCGAUGGAACCGGCUUCUGGUAUGUUGAGAUACUUUUAAUCUGAAAUAAAAAGGAAUUAUUUACUUUGGAAAUUAGUUCCACCAAAAAUAAUAAUCCAAAGUUAAAAAAUUCGAAAAGCUUAAUGAAAUUAAAAUAUAUUUUUAAAAGUGUCAGUUCAGGCUUUCAGUAAUAAUAAAACUAUCGACCGCUAUAAGUAAUUUUCGGACGAUUUUCUGGGAAUUUAAAAGUUCGAAAAUAUCCUAUAGAAGGUCAACUUAAGGACACCUUUAAAAAAAAAACUGAGACGUGCUUUUUACUACCUAAAAAACCCAGAAAAUUUUAAAGACUCUACAGAAGGAACGUACUGUAUUCAGAUUGAGGUUUUCUGAGAGUUUCACCAUGAACAACUUUUGAAAAAGGAUAAAAAUGUUUUUCAUUAUAGUUUUACAAAAAAACAGGCUUAUUUGCGUAGGUGUUUAAAAAAAUUAAACAUUCACUAAAGACCUUUUCUCAUGUUUUUUUGAAAUAUUUAGGUAUGAAAGUUUCUUAAGAUAUUAAAAAAACUGGUUUUCAGGUAUCCAUCAUACCCGCGACAAAUGCCGUACCCAACGACGAGUCCUUCAUACUCAAAUUCUUUCACGAAUCCCAUCGCCAAGUGAGUCAAACUAUUUUCUGAACUUUUUGAAAUUUCCGUUAUUUUAUUUUUAUAAUUUGUCAGCUACCGCCUGGUAUAUCAUAGAUUAAUGUUUGAGGUCGACUUUUGGAGACCAAAUAAAACCUGUUUUAAGUUCGUUAUGUCUAUAAAAAGUUUAUUUCGAACUAUUUUUUUAUUUUUUUCGUCAUGUAAAGUUUUUUUUCUUUAAAGAAUAAAAAAAUCAAGUUCAAAUGUUCAACCUGUUUUUUUCCGAGAAUUUUUCGCAAGUUGAGAUGUUCGGGACUAUAAAAACAUCACAGCAAGUUUCUCAGCAAGAUAAAAUACAAGCCACCGGGUAAAAGGUUCAGUUAAAAGUUAGUGAACGUGUAACCUUUUAAAAGCCUUUUCUGACGUUAAGCUGCAGUUUCAGCUUCGGACAGUCGAUAGCGCCGUUCGCGACGGACGACGAAUUCUACCAGAAGAGUCUGGCGCUGCGAAUGACGGCCCCAGCCACCGCCGCCAACCUCGCCAAUCUCAACUACCAGCACCAGACGAACGUCGGCGGCGGCGGCGGAACCAACACUUCUACGAUUUAG